AUGAGAUUCAACGUACGACUGCACGGUUGUUGCGAUGGCUGGGCAACCGACUGCGACGCAACGUGUAGCUGUAUCAACAUGAGUAUGAGUUACGGUGACGGCUCCGCGUGCUUGAGCGCCAUCGGGUCCGGGCACGCGCUGCUGGAGCCGGUGUGCCCCGGCUACUCCACCAGGACCAUGCGCCGCGCCUUCAUCGUGUGGCUGCACACUGGCCAGCAGAACGACUUCCAACAAGUCUGCAACUACUACCACCGGCUUGAACUUCUUGAGAGUAAGAUGACAGAGGAGCAGCGUUCAAUAAGCAGGCUGCACGAGUACACCCUGGUGGUGGACACUCCACCGUCCACAUUGUUCGUGAACAAGUACUUCCCGCUGCUGUACGCGCCGGGCAACGACGCCGAGCCGGACAAUCUAAGGAGGCUGCUGCAGAUGAGAGCAGACGACUGUGUCUUUAACUACGAUGGCUUCAACGCCAUGAGGAUAGAAGGAAACACUACAGGGUAUGACAUCUUCAAAGCCAGCACCCUCGUCCGAAAGUACUGCAAAGAUUACUCCAAACAUCUUACAGCAGUGUAUCCAGAAUUCCAAGACUUUGUCAGAAAAACUGGAAUAAUAAAUUCUGUCAGCAACCUCGUCAUGUACAUCAGGAACAAAUAUCUUAAAGAUGAAAUGGUUCUUGCUCGGGUGAUGCCGAAGGAUUAUUCUUACUUGAAUAUUAAGGCUGGUCAGAUGGCCACGGAGAAAAUGAGUUUCAGAAGGUUGAUCAGGGAGUGUAGGAAGCAGGAAAUGUUACUCUUCAGCUCUGAAUUUAACACUCCGAAGAAGUCUGCCGUCAACCCUGAGGAUCUCCCCACGAGCGUGCGCUCCUUCAUUUACGGUAUAUAA
This is a messenger RNA of Spodoptera littoralis (African cotton leafworm), 885 nucleotides long. NCBI's taxonomy places the organism in Eukaryota, Metazoa, Arthropoda, Insecta, Lepidoptera, Noctuidae. The record is from the annotation of a GenBank genome assembly.